Messenger RNA from Conger conger (European conger), 2717 nucleotides. RefSeq lists its product as uncharacterized. The record is from RefSeq and is a predicted model, not a curated record. Lineage: Eukaryota; Metazoa; Chordata; Actinopteri; Anguilliformes; Congridae. The transcript is spliced from 9 exons. Bases 66 to 1388 code for a protein of 440 amino acids.
UUCUUGUUCUGGUUUCAUGAUACGGGCUGCUGCCAAAUUAAUGUAAUGUGUGUUCUACGGACCCAAUGCGGUUCUCAUUGUGUGACCAUGCACCGCCCCGACCAGGUUCAGGAGAGGUACAUGGAGGACGGCAACGACAAGCUGAAACUGCUGGUUCUCCUGUGCAGCGAGGACGACGACAAGCUCCAGAGGGCUGCAGCUGGAGCCCUCGCCAUGCUCACCGCCGCCCAGAAGAAGCUCUGCACCAAGAUCACCCUGGUGAACAAGAAGUACAAGGAGAGAAGAGUGAGGCUGUAGGAUACCCUGUGCCGGAAAUUGGCGGUGAGGGACCCAGGCCCUGGUCCGGCCCGUCACACAGCUGUCCUGAACCAGAGGCUGAAGCUGAGGAGGAGGAGGGUGAAGCUGAGGAGGGUGAAGCUGAGGAGACGGAGGGUGAAGCUGAGGAGGGUGAAGCUGAGGAGACGGAGGCUGAAGCUGAGGAGACGGAGGCUGAAGACGUGCAAUCGGGGGUCCAGGAAGCUCUGGAAAACUCCCAGUCAGAGCCUGGGUCACAGCCUUCGCCUCUAGAGGGUAUGGAGGUCCUGCAAACGGAAGUUAUGCUCCCUGCCACCCCCACAGACGGGACUGCGGGGCAGUCCUCCAGGAAGAGGCGGAAUGAAAAACCUGGAGAUCCUGCAAACACCCAACGCACUCCGCCCCCGUUUCACCUGCAGGGCUUCAGCUUCAAAAUAGCAACAAGAUAUUACAUCACCAUCCUGAUCCUGUUCCAAUCCAAUCCGAUCCAUGCAAGGACGACCUCCACCAGUGCCCACCCUCACACACGUGGUUACAUUGGCUCCGGAGGGAAGUGUGUACUCUGCCGGGACCCACAAUGUGCAGCACACCGCCUCAAAAUAUGCAUAGGUGAUAACUGCACAUGGCUGAACAGAACGUUGGGAAUCAAACACUGCAGCAAGGACAACCUGAAGCUAGAUGAGCCAUGUCAGCUGACGGACAGAAGCCUUGUGGUACAGUCUGACAAGCCCAUUACCUUUGAAGGGAAUGAUAGCCUUUCAGGUGACAUGAAGGCUAUCCCCUCCGAGAUUGUAUCCCCAUUGGUGAACACAGCUGCCAACACUAUGACCCCAGACACCAGGAACUCUGGUGUUGACAUCCGUGUCGUUAUCGGUGUCCUUAUCGUUAUCAUUAUCGUCGUCGCUGCCGGUAUCAUCGUAUGGAAGUAUGGAAAAAGACGGGACAGGAUGAGUCCUCAGAACACUGCGCCUCCUGAUGGGAACGCCAGGAAUGAGAACGAGAUGAGUCCUCUUCAAAGUGAUGCGAAUGGAAAUGUCACUCAGGGGCCUGGAAACGAUGGCACCAGGUUCAGGUCGUUUCUCUACCCUUUGUAAGGGUUAUUUAACAUGUGUGUUAUUUAACGUAUGCAUUCUUCGUUCAGCCUCCACAGGCCGCUUGGCACCUCCCCCUCUCCGAACCUCCACCUCACGCUCACGACUACUGUCAGUUCUGGCUCCAUGGUGGUGGAACGAACUCCCCGUUAAGGUCAGAACUGUAGAAUCUCUCCCCACCUUCAAGAGCAAGCUGAAGACACACCUCUUCAAGCAGCACCUCUCCCCAUCCCUCCCUACCUCCCUGUGAACCUUAAUUGUUGUCUGUGACUUGCUUUGUGUAUCGGUAUUUUUAGUUGGCUAGGUAAGCAGUGUUUGGAUAGGUAACUUUGGUCACUUUUGCUCUGUUUGUUUCUUUGUUCAAAAAAAAAAUUGGCCCUCGUCCUUAUCUUUGUUGUACAGGUAGCAGUUGAAAUUGUACUUCCCUCUAGGGACUUUCAGCGCACUUAUCCCUGGUUAUGGGUAUGCACUUUGUUGUAUGUCGCUCUGGAUAAGAGCGUCUGCCAAAUGCCAAUAAUGCUAUGUAAUGUAAUGCGUGUUAACAAAGACAAUCACGAUUACCACGUUAUGUUAUUUUAAAUCAAUUAUUACCCAAUUGAGUAGAUUUGGAAUUGAAUGUGUAAUGUUUCCACAACAUUUAAAAUAUUGAACUAAAAGCUCUGAAAAAAUGUGCACUUUAUACAUUUUUUUCAACACACUGCUAUUUCAACACUGUAUAUUAGAAUAAUAUGGGCAACACUGCACUCAAUUUUCAAAUUCAAAAUGCAUUUUUGGCAUGACAAGUGUAAAAAGUGAGGAUUCAUUUGAAUGUUUUGCUCAAACCAGCCAAUUAAUGACACCUGUUUUUCCAGAUAAUGAAUGAAUUCUCGAAUUGAACUCCACAGUGCUAUUAUUUUGAACACGCCCCUUUCAAUGAAUGAGUCAAUUACUCAGAACAAGCAGCGUGCAUGUCAUGAGAGUUGGGUCUGUUGUUUUUCUAUUACACGACAACAUCUACAAGUAAAGUAAUUGCCAUGCAGAAAUCUCACACUACUAAUACCAGUGGUUCAUCAGGCUACUGAUACUGUUUUCUUGAACACAACUGUACGUGAUGUUCUCGGUUCUAAUCAACAUCGCUUAUGGAACGGGAUGGCCAGUUUGAGCCAGAUGGGCAGGCCCGGAAGUUCCCACUCCAAGGCCUUGCAAUGAGGAGGAAGAGAGCAGGUUUCACUGAAUGAAGUUCUUGCCAAGUUUGCACAAGGUAUAAAGUAACUGUGAAGAUCACUGUAAAUAAUGAUUUUUAGUAUGGUGUACUCUUUCUGCAGUAAUAAAGACCUUUAUAAUUGGAUCUAA